This is a messenger RNA of Carassius gibelio (silver crucian carp), 6149 nucleotides long. Its product is annotated as phosphatidylinositol 3,4,5-trisphosphate 5-phosphatase 2B. Gene Ontology annotation, biological process: phosphatidylinositol dephosphorylation. The transcript has 27 exons. Bases 1252 to 4944 code for a protein of 1230 amino acids. Gene Ontology annotation, molecular function: phosphatase activity; protein binding. The record is from RefSeq and is a predicted model, not a curated record. NCBI's taxonomy places the organism in Eukaryota, Metazoa, Chordata, Actinopteri, Cypriniformes, Cyprinidae.
AGUAGUGAGGGAUGGUGUUAGUUAAGCAGCUGGAAACAGAAAGAGAGAAGAAAAAGGAGGGCAGGAGGAGGAGAAGGACAAAAUAAGAGACGCAGAGAAAGGGGGAUGAUCAUAUCCAUAUGGCAGAGCUUGUGUUCUUCACUUCCUGGAUAGAGAGAGGGAGAUGAGAAGCCAUCAAGGAGUGAGAGAAAAACAACUGGAAGCGUAGCACAGUAACCCAGAUCUUCUGAAGUUGUUAGCGUAUGACCGGGAGAGAGACCGAUUCAAAGCAUGUGACAAUGAUUUAGCUACAGUGUAGCAACUGUGUAGGUUUUUCUGAAGAUCCCUCGGAAGUAUAGACAGAAAGAAUGAGUGAGACUGGAAGUUCCUAAAACGCUGCGUUCAGGUUCAUGCACCAGCGAUGAUGUGAGGUCACUUAGAGGAAUUCAGGUUAGUGUUUUCAUUUUUUCCACUCUCUCUUCUUCCUCCGCCAUCUGGAGUUGUGAAGCACUUCCUUAUUUUACCAGGGGUCCAUCCGUUCUAAUGUUACGUCUACAUGCCGACCCCCAUGGUUUUCCAUCUUUGCAAAUGGAGUCCAGGUCUAGUUCUCACCCCAAGGGUUGUUGGUGAACCUUUAACUGGAGUUAACUGUUCUUUAGUGGAGUUUUCAGACAUCAGCCGAAGUUCUCAGAGGGGUGUUGCCUUGCCCUUAUAAGGCAAAACCAACUGAGUGGAAAAGUAUUUGAAUUUGUGGUGGUACUGCUCCACUGCCUUUUCAUGUCUGCGCAGUCUGUGGCUGGUGCUUCUUCACUUUUGGUUCCUCAUCUUGGAUUUGUUUGCUGCCAGACAAUAGGUGCUUUUGUCAGUGCGGUGGGCAGCAUGUGUAUGGAUGCUAUGUCAUCUAACUCAGUCUCACUCUGUAAUGAGCUCUCACAAGUGGAAUCAUCGUAGAUCACAAGAGGAGGAGGCCGGUCCUGGAUCUGCCCUCAAGCCAAACAGGCAUUCUGCCUUUAAAACGCACAUGCUCAUUGGAAGGCAAACACAAUAGACAGUGUAAACAACAAAGCUUUUGGAUGCCGGAACACUCUCUGGAUCUGACACUGCAUGCUUAGCUCUUGACAGAGAGGAGAUGAGAGUGAGGACCUCCGGUUUUGGGAUCACUGGAGAUCAACAGUAUCAAUAUGAGAUCUUUCAUCAAACUUGUGUCAACCUCUUUGGUUUUUGGAAAUUAGAUUGUAUUAUAUUCUGCUAGGACACUCUUUUGAAAGCACCAUGACAGCAGCAGCGUGGUACCAUCGGGACAUCAGCCGUGUUCGAGCCGAAGAGCUGCUGGCCCAUGCAGGGAGAGAUGGCAGCUUCUUGGUGAGGGACAGCGAAUCUGUGCCUGGAGCCUACGCCUUGUGUCUGCUGUUCCAGCGACAUGUUCAUACAUACCGAAUCCUUCCUGAUGCAGAUGGGCUACUGGCUGUACAGGCCACGCAGGGAGUGCAGGUGAAUUGUUUCCGUACCCUUAGUGAUUUAGUUGUGGGUUAUCAACACCCACACAAAGGUCUGGUGGCCCCACUGCUUUAUCCUGUAAUGCGUGAAUCAGAGCCCAACGAUGAGAGCUCAGAUGGAGAGGAUGAGAAGCCAGGUUCAACAUUUGUCACCCCUCCACCACGUGCAAUGUCCCCUGCAGGACAGCCUUUACCUUCUCCUUCCAGUUCAGCAGCUCAUUUACUGCUACAGAGGCUUCAGGAGCUCAGGCCAAAUAGUGCAGGCUGUGAGAUUGUACAAUUACUAGAUGAGUAUCUACACAUUAAUGUGUGUAAGGACCUGGAGAAUGUGAAAGGAGGCGCAUCAGGACUGCAACACUUUCAGUGCAUCCUCAGCCGAGCAUGUGACAGUCUGCACAGUGAGAUUGACCAGACUCUUUCCAGUUUGGAAACCUUAGCGAAAGUGUUUGAUCACCCUAGUGGGCACCUCACCUUCUCCACAAUGCAGAAUACAGGGAAGAGCCCUGAAGAAAACAUGGAUACUUUGCUUCACAAGCUCACUGCCCUCUGUAACCUGCUGUCAUCUCUGGAGAAGAGGGUUCUCAAAGCUUUACAAGAAGCUGUAACCAAUCACAACUUAUCGUUGAAACCAGUCAUACCUCCUGAGUCCAUCACAGCCCCCCAAAAACAGGCCAGACCCAACACUGUCCACAGCUUUCAGGUCAAGGUGGUCAGGUAUGGCAGGCAAACAGUGUCAGUAGACGUAGAUGCAGGAGUGCUGCUGUUUGACAAGAAGACUGGCUCAUUCGGUCUUGAGACUGUCACACAUGACAGAAUCGUGCAGUUGGUGAAGAUUCAGAGGAGCCCUGCUAAGCUGAAAAUGGUCAUAGACAGUCAUCACAAUCCUCCGAAAGAACUUGUGUUUGAAAGCAUGAAGAAACGAGAAGCAUUCUGUCGGCUGCUGCAGAUUAUAAAAGCUGCUCACUCCCAACAAUCUGAACUUGAUGUCAUCUCUGUGUUUGUGGGCACCUGGAACAUGGGGGGCACUCCACCACCCGGUUCACUUCAGUCCUGGGUUACUUGCUGUGGUCUGGGUCUCACCCCAGACGAGUCCAUUGCAUCCCUGCCUCAUGAUAUCUAUGCAGUGGGCACUCAGGACAACCCGCAGGGUGAGAGAGAAUGGGCUGAACACAUCAGAGCCACGCUUCGGAGUGCAACCAACAUCGACUUCAAACAGGUGGCAGUACAGUCCCUUUGGAAUAUCAGACUGGCUGUGUUUGUGAAACCAGAGCAUGAAGGACGCAUCAGUCAAGUAAACACUGCUAGUGUAAAAACUGGCCUGGGGAACACACUUGGAAAUAAGGGAGCUGUAGGAGUUUCUCUUCUCUUUAAUGGCACCUCAAUGGGUUUUGUAAACUGCCAUCUGACUUCCGGUAGUGAUAAAACACUCAGGAGGAACCACAACUUCCAAGACAUCCUCAGACUCUUGUCUCUUGGAGAAAAGCAGCUCAGCACUUUUGACAUUAGCCUUCGUUUCAAUCAUCUCUUUUGGUGUGGAGACCUCAACUACCGCCUGGACCUGGAUGCUCUGGACAUAUUAAAGCAUGUUUCAAAGCGAGAAUUCGAGGAGCUGAUGUGUGCAGACCAAUUGACCAGAGAGCGGCAUAGAAGAAAGGCCUUUUUUAACUUUAAGGAGGAGAAGAUUUUGUUUCCACCCACCUAUCGGUAUGAACGUGGUUCUAGAGACUGUUAUCUAUGGCAGAAAUACAAGUCAAGUGGGGUGCAAGUCAACGGGCCCUCAUGGUGUGAUAGAGUUCUGUGGAAGUCCUACCCAGAGUCUCACAUAAUCUGUACCUCAUAUGGAUGCACAGAUGACAUCUUCACCAGUGAUCACUCUGCUGUUUUUGCUACUUUUGAAGUGGGUGUGAUAUCACAGUUUCCCAGAGCAGAAUUGGGUUCAGAGAGAGCCAGUAUUGAGCUGGAGGUGAUUGAGGCCAUAGUGAAAACUGCUAGCAAGGCCAAGUUUUUCAUCGAGUUUCACUCCCGCUAUCUAGAAGAGCCUCGACGUUCUGCUGAGAAUGACUCACAGUACUGUGAGGUAGCAGGAUUUCUCAAACUUGGCUGGUCUUCAAAACAGUUCCCCAAGCUCCACCCAGUGUUCUCCGAUCUAGAGCAUCUCCGGGAUCUGCACUUGUUGUUGUCUGUGAAGUCAUGUGAUGGCUUUGAGUCAUACGGGGAAUGCUGUGUGGCUCUUCGCUCGAUAACAGGCAAAUUAUCGGAUCCAUUUGAGACAUGCUUGACUCACAGAGGAGAAGAGAUGGGUUCUAUUCGUGGUCGAAUCAGGGUUAAUGUACCACCAGACCGCCGAAGGGUCCGGGAAAGGGUCUACGAGUGGCUCUGCAUGGAGAAGGAUGAGAAGGAAACUACAAAAGAUCAUUUGUCUCGACCGUCUUCUUGUGCAUACCCAACCCAAGCACCAUCAUCCUCAUAUAUGGCAGCGCCAAACAGCUACACCAAUCCUGCAUACUUCAUCUUUGAAGGGGUGCCUGUGUUGCGAAGAGUUGAAGAGAUUCCCUCAUCCAGCAAAAAAUCCCAAGUAGAAAGGACCAAAGAUGCUGUGAUACAGCUCCCUAGAGUGACUGAAGGUCACAGCCAUGACAAAAGGUCUAAUCGGAGGUCCGAUUUCACAGAGAUUGACAUUCCUGGAUCUUUAGCACCCUAUAAAUCAUCUUGCGAGAAUCAAAGUGAACUGACAUCAACUGCGUCCUCUUAUCAGCUCUUCCCAGGUCCAGAUGUUCCUAAUACAUCCCCAAACCAAAAACACACCACCUCCUCCAAUAUAUCUUUACAAUUACAAUCCCAUAAGAACAGUAUGACACAGGAUUCAGUAUUAUCAGUCAAAAAAGUCACAAACUCCUACAUGAACAGUUCUGUUUUUUGUCGGGACAUUCAGGCACCACUCAAAGAAAAAGUCAGAAAGGACUAUAACAGGAUACACCAAGUUCGACCCAUGCCAAUACGAAAUGGACCAAAGCUGUACCCAUAUAUGUCCACAACAGUUCCUGUUCAUGAAUCCUCAGCACCUUGGACAGUAGAGCAGUCAACUACAUCUUCAGGAGACAACUCACUUACAGCCCUCCAAAUGGCUAAAUCACUAAGUGAGGUGGAUUUUCAGCCAGUAGACAGGAAGUACCAAUAUAAUCAAAUAUCGUCUCAGGAAAGACAUCAUGGAUAUGAUUAUGGUUUAGCUAGUGAGAGAAACUACAGCUGGGAGAAAGAGGUGUCAGUCUUACAUGGAGCUCCAGAAACAGUGUGGGAGCUGCUAAGCACAUUGGGUUUGCAGCGCUACACGCUGGACCUUAGCCGUAACGGCUGGGAUGAUCUUGAUUACUUCAGUGGUAUUACAGAGGAGGAGCUGUGUGCAGCAGGUGUGUCUAACCCGUCUCAUCGACGAAGAAUCUUGGAGAACCUUCCAAAGAUCUGGGACUGAACUGAAAAGAAACUGAGACUAUAUGACAAGUUCAAUAUUUGUAUUCUUUAUACAUAUAUUUUUUUAACUCUUCUUCUUUCUGUAAAUGAUCGCAUGGUGCCACCACUGUGUGACACACACCCGGGUCUGAUCAACCUGUGGUGAGCCAACCCCGGCAGAGGGUGUCUUGUGAUAAGUGGCCGAAACACCCAAUGAGGUCGGGCACACAACUGAAGAUGUGUCACACUGGUGGCACCAUGAGAUCUGUGCCAAAUUUCACCCCUUUAACAACCAGUCCUACUAAGAAUCCUGUAAUUUCUAAAGUUCAUUCAUUAAUACAGUUCAUCACACAAUGUGUUAAUUCUGUCCCUGUGGUCCUCAGCAUACAGCGUGGAAUAAACUACAGUUCAACAACUGCUUCUAACAAUCAAAACAAAUCAUGGCUAUCACUAAAAUACAGACUCUUCAUUUUUUUUACAUUAGCUUUGACCAUCUUGAUACUCAUACUGUGUAUUUAGCACAACAAUUUGAUCUUAUCAUUAGCUGUGAAAUGUUCUGGUUCAGUACCUUGUCUGGUGAUUGAAAAGUAGCUUGCCCAUAUCCCUGUUUUUAGCCUAGUUGCUGUAUUUUUUCCUAGGAGACCCCUUUAAAAGUUUAAAAGUGCAUAAACCAACCGUUUGCUAAAGGAGACAGCUGAUCUAUUUUUUAAAGUGGAAUAAAUAUUUUACUAUUUACCCCAGGGAUUUAAUUGCAGUGAUGCUGUUUCCUCACUUUACUUAAAAGUAGGGCUGUAACGAUUCACUCGUUUUCUCAAUGCAUCGAUUAAAAACCCUGACGAAGUAUAUGCAUUGAUCUUGAAACAUGAUUUUUGAAUCGUGAAUAGCUGAUCUCACUCACAUGACAUGCAAGAAAAAAUAAAUAAAUUGUGCGCAUGAUUUAAUAAUUAGUUCCCUCAAUGUACUAAAACGUCCACACGAUUACUAUUGCGUUCCUUCGAAUUGCGUUCCCUCUAUUUGCUAAAUCGUGCUAUUGGCUAUCAAGUAGCACAUCUAGGUUCCUAACUGAUGACGAAAAAUUUACAGAGCAGCCAUCAAGUCUUAGACAGCAUUAUUGCAUGCAGAGUUUUUAGGUCCUACAAUUAAAACUUCUUUUUUUUUUCAGAAUUUAGCAGUAAGAGAUUGCGCGUCAUCCAGUUUUUUAUAUCGACUCACCAGGCCGUGAAGAAA